AUGACUGAAAUCGUAAAGGAAGGUUACUUGAAUGUCAAAGAAGACGGUUUGAGAGCCUGGAUUUGGUCAAAACGAUACUGUGUUUUAAGAGAUCAGGCUCUGACUUUUCAUAGAAAUGAGCAAUCUGGACAAUGUGUUGCUCUCAUCUUUUUAAAAGAAAUCACUUCAGUCACUCGAACCGAUUUGAAACCUUACUGCUUUGAAGUUGCCACUAAAGACAAAACAUAUUAUAUUGCUUGCAAAAAUGAUGGAGAACUAUAUUCCUGGAUGGAUGAGAUAUAUAACAGAUCGACAGUGGGUGCUUCAGGACCAACCAAUUUUGUUCAUGAGGUUCAUGUUGGAUUUGAUCCACAUACAGGUGCAUUUACUGGAUUGCCUGACCAAUGGACCAAGCUAUUGAAAGGCUCAGCCAUUACGGCCGAAGACGCUGCCAAGAAUCCUCAAGCAGUUUUGGAUGUACUCGAAUUUUAUACAGAGCAGACAAAGCGAGAAGCAGAAGAAUAUGGUACUUCCAAUUUACAAGGUGCUGUCGAAAGAAUGAGUGAUGAUCGCUGGGCUGCUCUUAUUCAAGAAUCAAAACAGACCAAACCAGUACCCCAUAGACCGGCACCUCCUAGACCUGCACCUCCUCCACCUAUCGCUAGACGUCCUCAGGAUAUUCAUGACAUGAUGGAUGAAUUGUCCAUCAAGAGUCCCAAGUCACCCAUUGAUCCACGUUAUUCACCUAGUGAUCGUCUACCUCCUUCACCUGGAUAUCCCAGACCCGAGCCUUCCAAGUCUCAGAGAACUCCCGCUCGUACAACAAGUUUCUCUGCUCAUGAUGAAAGAGUCUUGAGAGAACGUGAACGAGUGGAAAUUGAAAUGCGUGAAAAGGAAAAGAAAUUGAGAGAACAAGAAAGAACCCAGCGUGAAAGAGAAAAAGCAGCUCAACAAGUAUCUGCUCCUAAAAAGAAGGUUGAGCAGCGUAUCAGUACGAUGAACGAGGCCCAAGUGAUGGAAUAUCUUAAAAACGUUGUUACUGCUGGUGAUCCAAAUGAAUCUUAUAAAAAACUGAAGCGUGUUGGUCAAGGUGCAUCUGGAUCUGUUUAUGUUGCCUUAUCACUUGCUACUAAUACCAAGGUUGCCAUUAAGCAAAUGGAUCUAAGUAGCCAACCCCGUAAGGAUUUGAUUGUCACUGAAAUCUUGGUCAUGAAGGAAUCUCAACAUCCCAAUAUUGUCAACUACUUGGACUCCUUCUUGAUUAGAAACAAUGAUCUUUGGGUCGUCAUGGAAUAUAUGGAAGGUGGUGCCUUGACAGAUGUGAUUGAUAACAAUACCAUGACUGAGCAACAGAUUGCUACUGUUUGUCAUGAGACAACGGCUGGUCUUUUGCACUUGCACAGUCAAAAUAUCCUCCACAGAGAUAUCAAAUCAGAUAACAUUCUACUGAACGCUCAUGGUCAGGUCAAGAUCAGUGACUUUGGUUUCUGUGCCAAGUUAACUGAUCAAAGAAGAAAGCGUGCCACUAUGGUAGGUACACCUUACUGGAUGGCCCCUGAAGUUGUCAAGCAAAAGGAGUACGGUGCCAAGGUUGACAUUUGGUCUCUUGGUAUCAUGGCUAUUGAAAUGAUCGAAAACGAGCCUCCUUAUUUGGAUGAAGAGCCCUUGAAGGCCCUUUAUUUGAUCGCCACGAAUGGUACACCUACAUUGAAGAACCCAGAAAGGCUUUCUAAAGAACUCAAGAGUUUCUUGGCUGUCUGUUUAUGUGUUGAUGUUCGAUCAAGAGCUACUGCUGAAGAACUGAUGCAACAUGAAUUCUUGAAGAAGGCAGGUCCUUUAGAAAUACUGGCACCUUUACUUAAAUUCAAAAAUAAACAUUAA
This is a messenger RNA of Rhizopus microsporus ATCC 52813, 1860 nucleotides long. Its product is annotated as Pkinase-domain-containing protein. Gene Ontology annotation, biological process: protein phosphorylation; regulation of MAPK cascade; intracellular signal transduction. The coding region runs from base 1 to 1860 and encodes 619 amino acids. The transcript has 9 exons. The record is from RefSeq and is a predicted model, not a curated record. Gene Ontology annotation, cellular component: cytoplasm. Gene Ontology annotation, molecular function: protein serine/threonine kinase activity; ATP binding. Lineage: Eukaryota; Fungi; Mucoromycota; Mucoromycetes; Mucorales; Rhizopodaceae.